GUUGUCCCUGCUCUGGCUACUAAUGGUUUAAACAAAAUGGCGCCCGCCAUGCGAGCUAGCAUGCGAGCCAUCGUGCGCCGCUUCGGUUUGUGCGCGUCUUUGCACAGAAAUGUCGUGUCCGCGAGGAAUAUCAGCACCCACGGUGCACUCAGCCAACAGCCUAGUCCUCAAACGAAUGCAGCAGAGCCUGCAACCACCGGCAGUGCAUUGCUGGAUCCCCUGCAGCACCCCGACUACUUUGGCAUCGGCAAGAUCCUGUCGAUGCGCGAGCUCUUUGACGCGCGCGUCCACUUGGGCCACAAGGAAGGAACUCUGAACGAGCUCAUGAAGCCAUACUUGUUCGGCUCCAGGCUGGGAUACCUCGUAAUUGACCUUGAGAAGACCUUUGACCACCUCUUCCGUGCACUCAACUUUGUCGCGCACAUUGCCUACCGGGACGGCAUCAUCUUAUUCAUCACCAGGCACCAGCAGACAGCCCACAUGGUGGAGGAAACGGCCAAGGCGUGCCAGGAGUUCGCCCACGCCCGAUGGUGGAGGGCUGGCCUGUUCACCAAUUCAACGGCUCAGUUCGGCACGGUCACACGGCUCCCCGACACAGUGAUUCUGCUGUCAACGCUCGACUCUGUGUUCGAGGAGCACCCGGCUGUCAAGGAGUGCAACAACAUGCUCAUACCCACGGUCGCCAUCGUCGACACCAACUGCGACCCACGCCUCAUCACCUACCCGAUCCCGGGAAACGACGACACGCCGUCGGCUAUCCAACUCUACUGCAACCUCUUCAAGACGGCCAUCCUUCUCGGAAAAGAGCGGCGGAAAAAAGACCAGGAGGAAGCGGCAAAGCUGAUUGCAACGAUGAGUGGAGCCAGUGGUGAGACGUCAAAGACGUUGGAGAGCACUUGAAAGGCAAGGACUCAUGUGUCAUGCAAGGACUCACGUGUCAUGUCACAGAACUUGUAUAGUUGAUGAAAUGAAUUGUGUAAGUAGUCCAAAA
Rhipicephalus sanguineus (brown dog tick) is the source of this 991-nucleotide messenger RNA. It is a transcript of the gene mRpS2, whose product is annotated as 28S ribosomal protein S2, mitochondrial-like. The record is from RefSeq and is a predicted model, not a curated record. The transcript has 5 exons. Gene Ontology annotation, biological process: translation. Lineage: Eukaryota; Metazoa; Arthropoda; Arachnida; Ixodida; Ixodidae. Gene Ontology annotation, cellular component: mitochondrial small ribosomal subunit; ribosome. Bases 37 to 900 code for a protein of 287 amino acids. Gene Ontology annotation, molecular function: structural constituent of ribosome.